Molecule: messenger RNA, 3540 nt
Organism: Ascoidea rubescens DSM 1968
Lineage: Eukaryota; Fungi; Ascomycota; Saccharomycetes; Ascoideales; Ascoideaceae
Exons: 1
Coding region: 1-3540 (1179 amino acids)
Biological process (GO): retrograde vesicle-mediated transport, Golgi to endoplasmic reticulum
Source: RefSeq, a predicted model, not a curated record
AUGCUCAACAAAAAUAAGGAUAACGAGCACAACCAGCACCAGAUCCACCAUAUUCAGGCCCAAUCUCCCACAUCCACACCCACAACCUACUCUGCAAUGUCUUCCUGCCCAAUUUUGCACUUGAAAUCCUACCUAGCUCUUGCUUACCUCUCUUCCACCGCCAGCAUCACAAACCUAUCCAGUCUACUACAAUUACUAUCCACUCAAAUAUCUCAAAACGACGAUGAAUUUAUAAAUCUACAUCAAGUCUUGUCUUUAAUGUUGGUAUUAAUCCCUUCAACAACUCAUUCGAAGGAUUUUCUUUUUAUAUAUGAUUUUUUAUCCAAUCUAAACACCAAUACAAUUUACGCUUCAAACUCUAAUUCUAUUAAUAUUAACGAUAUUAAUAAUAAUAAUAAUAAUAAUAAUAAUAAUAGUAAUAAUAAUAAUAAUAAUAAUAAUAAUAAUAAUAAUGAUAAUGAUAAUAAUAGUGAUAAUGAUAAUGAAAUCACCAACCAAAAAAUUGAACCCUUCUUGAACAACUUGAUUAAUAACAACAAUUUUCUUUCAACUUCUUUAUCCAUAUCAAAUUACAAAAUUUUACUAAACAGAUCCUUUUCUUUAAAAAAUUUCAUAUCAAUCUCUUUAAAAAAUCUUGAUUUCAAUCUCAAUAAUCUCAAUAACUCAAAUCGUUAUAAAGACAUCUUUUCAAACUUUCUUAAAGCAAAAAUAUUGAAAAACUCAUUAUUUCUUAAAAAUGACUUGUACUAUAACUCCUAUUUUUUCAACUACUUGAACCACUCUGAUAAAAAUUGGUUAGAUGGAAUCCUAAUCCCCUUUAACUACUUUAUUAAAUACAACUCAAAUGAUCCUAAUAACAACAAAAUUAUUAAAUCCAACGACAUCUCACUAGUACACUUUAAUAAAUUGGAUAAUAAAUCAAAAUUAUUCACUCUAUUAUCAAACUUAACCCUCUCAAAUUUUAACCAAAUAUUAAACUCAUCAAUACUACCUUUCUUGAAUUACAUCAAUGAUUACGAUUUACUCUUAUCCUAUAUAAACAAUGAAUUUCAACCUCAAUCACUUUCUCAUAUAAAUACCACUCAUUUAUCGCUUUUACAAAACUUUACCUCAUAUUUUUUGUCCAAAAAUAACAGCAUCAACAUAAUCAACAUAAAAAUCAUAUUCGAAAAAAUCCCCCUAUCUUUUAAAAAAAACUUGAUUAUCCACCUUAUUUCAAUCUUAAAUAACUCUAAUUUUAACCUACAAAACCAAAAAAAUUUAUUAAUAAUUAAUAAUAUUGCAAACUUGAUAUCAACUUUUAUCAACGAUAACAUUGCAAUUCUAGAUAAUAACUCUUCCAAUUCUGCUCUAUCAAAUCAAAUUUUAAACUCCUUAAAGUUAAAUAUUAAAAAUUUAUCAAUCUUCCAAAAUUUGUAUCAUUUGGAUAUCAACAUUUAUAAAAUUUACUCCUUAUCAUCAGAAAAUUUAAAUAAUAAAUUUAUUUAUUUACUAGAUUUAUUUCAAAACUUUAGCUCUUUUUAUACCAAUUCAAUAACCGAUUACGAUUUGUUUAUCGAUAAUGUUUAUUGGCUAAUCAAUAAUAGUAUCAUAUUCAAUAACCACGCUAAUAAUGACAAUAACCAUGCUAAUAAUAUUAACCAUAUUUUAUCGAUAAUUGAUAUAAAUAGUAUUGAAUCAAUACCAAACGCUAUGCAAUCAAAUAACAUAUCCGUAUCUUCAAUCAAUGAAUUAUCUUUCUUGUUUGAUUUAAUCAUUUUUAAUAAGCUAUUGAAUUUAAAUUCCUUCGAUCUAAUUAAAAAUAAACUAUUUAAAUUCAUCAAUAUUUAUGAUAAUAAAAACGAAAAUAUAAAUUUAAUAAAUAAAUUCAAAUUAUUAAUUAUUGAAAAAUUUAAAUUUUAUUAUAACAGCGCUAAAAGUUUUAAUAUGAACUUGGAUCCAAAUUUAUUAAAUUGCUUUAAUUGUUUGAAUUUAUUUGAAAACAAUUAUUCAAAUUUAAUUAAUUUGCAUGAUUAUAAUGAAAUAACUAAAUUAAGAAAGUUAUACAAUGAUAAUGAUAAUUCAAAUACAGACUUGGAUUUAGAUUAUUCUUUAUUUAAAUUACAAAACUUGCUAAUUGCAACAGAUAAUUUAUCCAAUUUCAAUUGUAACUUCAAAUUUAAAUCAUUAAAUCUUCAAAUUGAUAAUGAAUCUCAGAAUCAAAAUCAAAAUCAGAAUCAGAAUGACAUUUAUUUUAAGCCUGUUAAUUUAAGUCAAGUGAAUAAUCCAAUUUUAAUUAUUGAAAAAUUAUUAGAACUAAACAUUAAAUCAUAUUUAAAGUAUAAUGAAAUUUAUUCAAUUUGUUUUAAAUUAUGCAUCGGUUUAAACUUGGAGGAGUUGAUAAUUGAUAGCAACUACUUGAAAAAUGAAAAUGAUAAGAAGUUUUAUGGAGAUUUUGAAUUUUUAAAGUAUUUUGACGAAUAUGAUGAAGGUGAAGCUUAUAACAUAAAUAUUGAUUAUGAUGAUAAUGAUGAUGGUGAUGAUGAUAAUGAUGAUGGUGAUGAUGAUGAUGAUGAUGAUGAUGAAGAAAAGGAGGAAGAACAUGAUAAGACUUUUAUUGAUUAUGAUAAUCAAGACAAGAAAUUACUGUUGGUUGAUAAAAUCAAAGCAAUGUGUAUCGAGUCAUCGUUAGUUGAUAAUAAUUUCAAGUUUGCGGUUGAAUUAAGUAAUGAGUUAUUGAGCAAGUCAUCAAAUUCGUUAAAAACGAUUUGGACGACAAUUUUCCAAGUUUGUAAAUAUGAGACAAACGAAAGUAUUAAUUUAAUUUAUGAUAGUAGUGAAAUGGUUGAAAGAUUGAAAAAUAUUGAGGAUAUUAAUGAAUUUAAUGAAUUUUUGAAGGAAAAAUUGGAAUUAAUUUCGAGAUUAAUUUUGAUUGUGCCAAUAAAUAAUUAUAGUGUUGUAUUGAGCUAUUAUAAUAAUUUGAAAAGCGCAUUGAACUCGUUGAAUUCGUUUGAGCAUAAUGUGUAUAUUGAGGAGAGUUUGAAACAUGCGAGAGUGGUUGAAAAGGUUUAUAAUGAAAGGAAAAAGUUCCAUAAUAACUAUAAUAGCAAUUAUAACAACUAUAAUAAUUUGAUCAAUAGUGGCAGUGGGUAUAACAAUGGAUAUAGUGGAUAUGAUAAUGGGAUGAGCAUUAAUGUUGUGGAUGUUGAUGAGAAUAACAGCUCUACAUCAUCAGUAGGGGUAUUAAAAUUGCAGAAGAGCAGUUCUGAGAUGAGUAAAGUAAGUAAAAUGCCAUUGGGUAAUAGAGGUGGAUUUGGCAACCGAAGCCCACCGAAUAGAAGAUUGGACAGUACCCUAGUGAGGGCCUUAGCAUCUUCAGCCAGCGAGGUAUUUGGGAAUAAGAAUAGCUCGAGUGGGUAUAACUACCAGGAUAACAAUGGAUAUAGCGAAGGUGGAGGUGGUAAUAAUGGAGGGAGUUUUCGACCCGAGGAGCAAAUAACGAAUUUUUUUGUUUCUGGGUUGGGCAAGUUAGUAGGAGCAACACCUCCUCGUCGACAGUGA